This is a messenger RNA of Penicillium soppii, 1020 nucleotides long. RefSeq lists its product as uncharacterized. NCBI's taxonomy places the organism in Eukaryota, Fungi, Ascomycota, Eurotiomycetes, Eurotiales, Aspergillaceae. The coding region runs from base 1 to 1020 and encodes 339 amino acids. The transcript has a single exon. The record is from RefSeq and is a predicted model, not a curated record.
AUGUCGGUUCCCCCGGUCCCCCCGAUGGGUCUUGCAUCUGUUCACGGGGCCAUGAUUUCUGAUAUAGUUGUCACAAAUCGUCCCAACACAGGACGCGGCAAGAAGCUCACUCUAUUACAACUAAAUGUUCUGAAACGGCUUUAUGAGCAACAACUGCCCUCUGUACCACCUGGAGAGGUACCCGUGAAAAGCUUCUGGGUCAAUCUUGUGACCCUCUUUCGUCGGUAUACUGGUCGGGAAUAUUCCUGGCAAUCCGCGAAGCGAAAUAUCCUGGGGUCCACGAAUAAAGAUGAACCACAAAGGUCUAGCCAACCAACCUCGCCCGUCGAAGUAGCCAGCAAUGAGUCUCCAAUUAUUGAACCCUGCCCUCCGAUUGUUGUUGAUACGCCUGCACAACGGCGAAACUUGAGUGGAAAGUCGCAAUCACUAGAGAAACGAGACGAGACGCCAACGGGGCCACCAUUCCUCAACAGCCCCGCGUGUUCUGAGCUUGAAGAAAGCCCUGCCGUUGUCGGCGAAUGGACGCGAAGGACUUUGUUUCCCAAUGCAGCCAGGUCCAGCCAAAAGCCUGACAGCAUCCCUAAAUUACCCCGACUUUCUCAAUCUCGUCGUCGAUCACGAUCGCCUCAGCUUGAGUCGCACCCUGUGUACCGGUGUCGAUCACCCACGUCCAACAAUCGGGCCCAUGCUGUAUCAAGGAAACUGCAUCACCACUUAGGGUCCAUCUCAACCGCCGGACGUAAGUCUGGUUCCAACCCUGCACCGUCGUCCACCCUUGUGUUCCAACCCCGCAGUGAAAUGAAAGCUGCCUCAAGGAAGGGCAAUCUUCCGACAAACAAUCGUGACUCGAAUCUAUCGGGAAAAGAAAUCAGGAGGCAAUCAAAAACCCCCGAACAGCAGCAGGAGCCAGUCAGAAAGAGUCUCGAUGAUUCUCCAUAUCUAUCCGAGCCCGAUGAGUUGCCCCAAGCACCAGCUCUGAUAUCGAGGAGGUGUCAUGUCACCACGAAGAAUGAACCAUAA